Anopheles moucheti is the source of this 2450-nucleotide messenger RNA. RefSeq names its product aldehyde dehydrogenase family 3 member B1 (gene Aldh-III). NCBI's taxonomy places the organism in Eukaryota, Metazoa, Arthropoda, Insecta, Diptera, Culicidae. Bases 690 to 2177 code for a protein of 495 amino acids. Gene Ontology annotation, molecular function: aldehyde dehydrogenase (NAD+) activity. Gene Ontology annotation, biological process: aldehyde metabolic process. Gene Ontology annotation, cellular component: cytoplasm. The transcript is spliced from 10 exons. The record is from RefSeq and is a predicted model, not a curated record.
CUCGAAAAUAAACCCAUGAGUGUAUAUGUGAGUGGUGCGGUAUUUAUCGUGAGCGUGUGUUAUAAUUCCACCUUGUGUAUUCAUUGGAAAGAUUGUUGAAAAGAUCUCCCAUCUCGUAAUACUAGGGAACAUGAAAAAGAAAAUUCGUAACUUUGAAAUAAAUGGAGAGCGAAAAACUUACUUCUACUCUCGUACAAUGUGACCAUGAACUAGUGAUUGUAAAUUAAUGCCUCGUCUGGCACAAAGGAGAUCGAUUAAACCUGCGGAAAAAAUAUGAGCAAAAUGCGCAAAUCUUUCCGGUAUACUUUGCGCUCCACCCGUUAGUGUAUCUUGUAACGGACGGUGUAACUUGCGUACCGUACGCACACUACGCGAAACCAACAAAGAGCGCGAUAAGAGUUUACAUUUGUGUGCGUGCCAUCGAGAGGCGAACAUGGACAGUCGGUUGUUUUGACAUUUGUAGAAAAACAAAGCCCGGCGUCGAAAAGUAGGUUACCGAAAGUAAAAGCAGGCGUAAAUUCGGAAAGCGCAUUGCCAGCGGUGUGAAUUUCGUACCAAAACUGUACACGGUCCGCAAAGAAUAUUACGGUCUUCUGCACAAAAGGCCAGAACAGUGUGAAUUGUGGAGCGUAGUGGCAACAAGAAAAAUAAAUAUUUGCGGAGGAUCCAUCGUGCCAAAUAAUUCCAACAUGAGUUUUUCAGACGUCGUUCAGCAGCUUCGAACUACAUUCAACACUGGCAAAACGAGAGAUGUUGAUUUCAGGUUGAAUCAACUAAACGCACUGUUGCGAUGCUACGAAGAAAACACCAACGAGAUGGCGAACGUGCUAGCAGCGGAUCUCCGCAAGCACAAGCAGGAAGCACAUCUGCUCGAGAUUGAAUUCAUUCUGAACGAUCUUCGCAACACGCUGUUCAAUCUGCGUGAAUGGGUAAAGCCGGAGAAGCCCGAGAAAAGUUUGGUCAAUAUGAUGGACGGUGUGUACAUCUACAAAGACCCAUUUGGCGUGGUGCUGGUGAUCGGUGCCUGGAACUAUCCGCUACAGCUUACACUGGUACCGGUAGCUGCGGCGAUCGCUGCCGGAAACUGUGUCGUAAUUAAACCGAGCGAGGUUGCAUCGGCCACGGCUAAAUUUAUUGAAGAUGUACUACCGAAAUACUUAUCACAGGAUUGUUACAGGGUAGUGAACGGUGGACCUAAGGAAACAACCGAGCUGCUAAAGGAAAAGUUCGACUACGUAUUCUAUACCGGUUCCGGGCGCGUGGGCAAAAUCAUUCAUCAGGCGUGUAGCGAAAACCUGACGCCCUGUACACUGGAGCUCGGUGGCAAAAGCCCUUGCUAUCUUGACAGUACGGCCAAUAUUGCAAUCGCUGCACGACGCAUCUUGUGGGGCAAGUUUAUAAAUGCUGGCCAAACGUGUAUCGCGCCCGACUACGUACUGUGCAGCAAGCAAGUACAAAAGCAGUUCAUUGAGGAGGCCCGUAAAGUGUUGAAAGAGUGGUACGGUACCAAUCCGAAGGACAGUCCCGAUCUAUGCCGCAUUAUCAACCAGAACCAUUUCCAACGACUUACAUCUCUUCUCAAGGGUGCCAAUGUGGCUAUCGGAGGCGAAACGGAUCUGCAAGAUCGCUACAUUUCGCCAACCAUUUUGAUCGACGUGAAGUCUACCGAUCCCGUGAUGCAGGAUGAAAUUUUUGGCCCUAUUCUACCGAUUCUGAAUGUGGACAAUGCAUACGAUGCUAUUAAGUUCAUCAACUCGAGACCACCGCCACUGGUAAUGUACAUCUUUACGCUAGAUACCAAAAUUCAAGAUCUUUUUGUAACCGGAACACGCUCGGGUAGUAUGUGUCUGAAUGAUACGAUAAUGCAGUACGCCGUUGAAGCAUUGCCAUUCGGUGGUGUUGGCCCUAGUGGUAUGGGCUCGUAUCAUGGCAAGUACUCUUUCGACACAUUCGUCCACAAGAAGAGCUGCUUGACGAAAGAUUUCAACCCAAUCGGCGAAAAAUUGGCGGCUUCUCGGUAUCCGCCAUACUCUGAUAGUAAGCUGUCCUUCCUGAGUACCUUGCUGAAGAAGCGUCAGGGAAUCAACUUGCACUUUUUGCCAUAUCUGCUGAUGUUCGGUAUUGGCGUUGCCUCGACCCUCGUGGUGAGCACCCUUCUGAAGCGACGUUUGAAAUAAACAGCCACCCUCUCCCAUACGGAGACGCAGACGGGUGUUAUAUUGGGGUUUUAAGAAGAACGGUUACUUGAAACAAUAAUACGUUGCUCCAAACGACAUUGCUUAAGAUUUUACCACUUGUCUGAUAGAAGAUAUUGGAUUGCGGGUUCUGUAUUUAGACCCGUGCUUAUCGAAAAUAAUGUAUUCACACACAAACACUCGCAACAUUGUACGCAAAUUUGCUAAAAAUAAUCAGUACUGUAUUAGGGAUACUUCAAUAAAAUUUGAAUAUUU